AUGUCGGAUCGCCGUUCUCGCUUCGGUCAUGGUCGACACCAAUCAAAUUUUCCUGGCGGGAUACCGCAAAAUGACACUCCUCGCGGUCGGAAUAGACGACAGGAGGGACGUAGGCGAUUGCCUAAUCAAAACAGAAACCGACUUCGUUCGCGGAGUCCUCCUCGCCGUCGUGGACGGAAUCAGUCUCACCGACGCGCUGGAUCAUCUUCUGGUCGGAGAGCCGGGGGAAGGGGCAUUCGCACUGGGACCGGCGACGACGACGGAUCACAGUCGCGGCGCAGUCGCUCCCGCAGCUCUCGUGGCGACUCGGUGCCAGAAGAACACGAAAGACCCGAGACAGGGAGGCCUCAGAAUGGGCAGACCUUCAAUUACGAGGAGGUCAUGAAAUGGCUGAUCAGAGAGAAGCCCGAACCCAAUCUGCCUGGACUCGACCAUGAAGCUUGCAAGAAGUUCAUUACGGUAUGUAGUGGUAUUGCCGACGACCUCGAGAAGGAAAUUUCCGUAAUCCGCAGAACAGUGGCCACUUUUAUUGAAAGCCGGCCGGAGAUUAGGGGAUCAAGAUUUCUUCUUCACGCGUUUUGGUUGCCAGUCUUGCAUGUCCUCGCUGUGGACCCACCUGCUCAACGAAGCGUGAAGGGUAUGCAUCUCUUUACCUGGCCGAAUGUGGAGCUACAGUAUUGGAGAGGCAGAGAACUUUUCGCAGAGGAAUAUCCUCAAGUCGUCCAGGCCAUGAACUGGUGA
Messenger RNA from Fonsecaea multimorphosa CBS 102226, 741 nucleotides. RefSeq lists its product as uncharacterized. The record is from RefSeq and is a predicted model, not a curated record. Lineage: Eukaryota; Fungi; Ascomycota; Eurotiomycetes; Chaetothyriales; Herpotrichiellaceae. Bases 1 to 741 code for a protein of 246 amino acids. The transcript has a single exon.